Molecule: messenger RNA, 5029 nt
Organism: Cloeon dipterum
Lineage: Eukaryota; Metazoa; Arthropoda; Insecta; Ephemeroptera; Baetidae
Product: farnesyl pyrophosphate synthase-like
Exons: 10
Coding region: 4020-4319 (99 amino acids)
Biological process (GO): trans, trans-farnesyl diphosphate biosynthetic process
Cellular component (GO): cytoplasm
Molecular function (GO): dimethylallyltranstransferase activity; (2E,6E)-farnesyl diphosphate synthase activity
Source: RefSeq, a predicted model, not a curated record
UUGCUAUUCGCACCAGGAGCUGGUGCGAACAAGAAUUUUCAAUUUGCUAUUCGCGCCAGGUCCUGGUGCGAACUGCCCUCCCAGGUAACUAUUCGCACCAGGUGGUAGGGGUGCAUUUGAAGCACGUGUUGGCGCACCUGGUGCGAAUAAUUUUGCACAGGUAUCUGUUCGCGCCAUAUUUGAGAGGGGAACUAGAUACGAUGACGUCAUAACAUUAUUCGUGAAAUGAGGAACGUUCAGCUUCCUUUUGGCGGUGAAUUUUUACAAAAUGGCGGACAAACGCAAACGGCGUAGUUACGCUCCUCGCUUUCCCAGGUCAAAAUCAGCCUUUUCAGGGUGGCAAUCGCGCCUAAAGCGACCUGAAUAAGUGUCAUCGCAUAAGAGUCGGAUAGGGUGUACACGAGAAAGAUUCCUGAGAGCUGAACGACGCCAAGGUCAAUGGGCAGGCGCCGCUAUGAAAAUUUUUGCGGAGCAGAGAUACGCAGUGGCUGAUGGGCAGGCGCCGUCAUGGAGUCACCUGAGAGGAGGCCGACGCUUUUCCCAUCCGCAGGCGCUGCCAUCCAGAUGGCUUGAGUGAAAGCGACCCUGGCUCCAGUGGCAAUCACCGUAAUGCAGUUGAAUUAUAUUUUUCUUCCAUUGAUUCGUGAAUUAAAUCUUUGAAACCAUUUAUAAUAAUUUAUUUGUCAGUGCAGUUGCCACCAUUGAGUCUUCUGAGAGGUGUUGCACCCUGGCUGCGAGUGCUGGCGCCGCCGUGGGUGAUGGGCAGGCGCCGCUAUGAAAAUUUUCCGGAGCAGAGCUACGCAGUGACUGAUGGGCAGGCGCCGUCAUGGAGGCACCUGAGAGGAGGCCGACGCUUUUCCCAUCCGCAGGCGCUGCCAUCCAGAUGGCUUGAGUGAAAGCGACCCUGGCUCCAGUGGCAAUCACCGUAAUGCAGUUGAAUUAUAUUUUUCUUCCAUUGAUUCGUGAAUUAAAUCUUUGAAACCAUUUAUAAUAAUUUAUUUGUCAGUGCAGUUGCCACCAUUGAGUCUUCUGAGAGGUGUUGCACCCUGGCUGCGAGUGCUGGCGCCGCCGUGGGUGAUGGGCAGGCGCCGCUAUGAAAAUUUUCCGGAGCAGAGCUACGCAGUGACUGAUGGGCAGGCGCCGUCAUGGAGGCACCUGAGAGGAGGCCGACGCUUUUCCCAUCCGCAGGCGCUGCCAUCCAGAUGGCUUGAGUGAAAGCGACCCUGGCUCAAGUGGCAAUCACCUUGCCACCAUUUGAGUCUUCUGAGAGGUGUUGUACCCUGGCCGCGAGUGCUGGCGCCGCCGUGGCUGAUUGGCAGGCACCGCUAUGAAAAUUUUCCGGAGCAGAGCUACGCAGUGACUGAUGGGGAGGCGCCGCCAUGGAGUCACCUGAGAGGUGUUGCACCCUGGCUGCGAGUGCUGGCGCCGCCGUGGGUGAUGGGCAGGCGCCGCUAUGAAAAUUUUCCGGAGCAGAGCUACGCAAUGACUGAUGGGCAGGCGCUGCUAUGUAAAUUCUCCGGAGCAGAGAUACGCAGUGGCUGAUGGGCAGGCGUUCCCAUGGAGUCACCUGAGAGGUGUUGCACCCUGGCUGCGAGUGCUGGCGCCGCCGUGGGUGAUGGGCAGGCGCCGCUAUGAAAAUUUUCCGGAGCAGAGCUACGCAAUGACUGAUGGGCAGGCGCUGCUAUGUAAAUUCUCCGGAGCAGAGAUACGCAGUGGCUGAUGGGCAGGCGUUCCCAUGGAGUCACCUGAGAGGUGUUGCACCCUGGCUGCGAGUGCUGGCGCCGCCGUGGGUGAUGGGCAGGCGCCGCUAUGAAAAUUUUCCGGAGCAGAGGUACGCAAUGACUGAUGGGCAGGCGCUGCUAUGUAAAUUCUCCGGAGCAGAGAUACGCAGUGGCUGAUGGGCAGGCGUUCCCAUUGAGUCUUCUGAGAGGUGUUGUACCCUGGCCGCGAGUGCUGGCGCCGCCGUGGGUGAUGGGCAGGCGCCGCUAUGAAAAUUUUCCGGAGCAGAGCUACGCAGUGACUGAUGGGCAGGCGCCGCCAUGGAGUCACCUGAGAGGAGGCCGACGCUUUUCCCAUCCGCAGGCGCUGCCAUCCAGAUGGCUUGAGUGAAAGCGACCCUGGCUCAAGUGGCAAUCACCUUGCCACCAUUGAGUCUUCUGAGAGGUGUUUUACCCUGGCCGCGAGUGCUGGCGCCGCCGUGGGUGAUGGGCAGGCGCCGCUAUGAAAAUUUUCCGGAGCAGAGCUACGCAGUGACUAAUGGGCAGGCGCCGUCAUGGAGGCACCUGAGAGGAGGCCGACGCUUUUCCCAUCCGCAGGCGCUGCCAUCCAGAUGGCUUGAGUGAAAGCGACCCUGGCUCCAGUGGCAAUCACCGUAAUGCAGUUGAAUUAUAUUUUUCUUCCAUUGAUUCGUGAAUUAAAUCUUUGAAACCAUUUAUAAUAAUUUAUUUGUCAGUGCAGUUGCCACCAUUGAGUCUUCUGAGAGGUGUUGCACCCUGGCUGCGAGUGCUGGCGCCGCCGUGGGUGAUGGGCAGGCGCCGCUAUGAAAAUUUUCCGGAGCAGAGCUACGCAGUGACUGAUGGGCAGGCGCCGUCAUGGAGGCACCUGAGAGGAGGCCGACGCUUUUCCCAUCCGCAGGCGCUGCCAUCCAGAUGGCUUGAGUGAAAGCGACCCUGGCUCAAGUGGCAAUCACCGUAAUGCAGUUGAAUUAUAUUUUUCUUCCAUUCAUUCGUGAAUUAAAUCUUUGAAACCAUUUAUAAUAAUUUAUUUGUCAGUGCAGUUGCCACCAUUUGAGUCUUCUGAGAGGUGUUGUACCCUGGCCGCGAGUGCUGGCGCCGCCGUGGCUGAUUGGCAGGCACCGCUAUGAAAAUUUUCCGGAGCAGAGCUACGCAGUGACUGAUGGGGAGGCGCCGCCAUGGAGUCACCUGAGAGGUGUUGCACCCUGGCUGCGAGUGCUGGCGCCGCCGUGGGUGAUGGGCAGGCGCCGCUAUGAAAAUUUUCCGGAGCAGAGCUACGCAAUGACUGAUGGGCAGGCGCUGCUAUGUAAAUUCUCCGGAGCAGAGAUACGCAGUGGCUGAUGGGCAGGCGUUCCCAUGGAGUCACCUGAGAGGUGUUGCACCCUGGCUGCGAGUGCUGGCGCCGCCGUGGGUGAUGGGCAGGCGCCGCUAUGAAAAUUUUCCGGAGCAGAGGUACGCAAUGACUGAUGGGCAGGCGCUGCUAUGUAAAUUCUCCGGAGCAGAGAUACGCAGUGGCUGAUGGGCAGGCGUUCCCAUUGAGUCUUCUGAGAGGUGUUGUACCCUGGCCGCGAGUGCUGGCGCCGCCGUGGGUGAUGGGCAGGCGCCGCUAUGAAAAUUUUCCGGAGCAGAGCUACGCAGUGACUGAUGGGCAGGCGCCGCCAUGGAGUCACCUGAGAGGAGGCCGACGCUUUUCCCAUCCGCAGGCGCUGCCAUCCAGAUGGCUUGAGUGAAAGCGACCCUGGCUCAAGUGGCAAUCACCUUGCCACCAUUGAGUCUUCUGAGAGGUGUUUUACCCUGGCCGCGAGUGCUGGCGCCGCCGUGGGUGAUGGGCAGGCGCCGCUAUGAAAAUUUUCCGGAGCAGAGCUACGCAGUGGCUGAUGGGCAGGCGUUCCCAUGGAGUCACCUGAGAGGUGUUGCACCCUGGCUGCGAGUGCUGGCGCCGCCGUGGGUGAUGGGCAGGCGCCGCUAUGAAAAUUUUCCGGAGCAGAGCUACGCAAUGACUGAUGGGCAGGCGCCGCUAUGAAAAUUUUCUGGAGCAGAGCUACGCAGUGGCUCAUGGGCAGGCGCCGCCAUGCACAUCCGGAGCAUUUAAUUUCGGAGAACAUCCGGCUCACUCAUUGUCAGAUGCUUGGCUGGUGCAUCAAAAUGUCCCAAGCGUUCUUUCUGGUGAUGAACGACUCGGAGACGUGACAGGGCUGGCCCUGCUGGAACCGCAAGAACAACCUGGGUUUGGCGACAAUCAACGACGGUUUCCUGCUCAAAAGCGGUAUCUACCAGCUGCUCAGGAUGCAUUUCCGGGUCAAACCCUACUACGUCAACCUCAUUGAACUCUUCCACGACGUGGCGCUCAAGAUCAGCAUUGCCACAGUCUGGACCUUCUGUCGUCUAUUUGGCCAAAAACCUGACCUGGAGAUAUCCUACAUGAAGCGGUACAACACGAUUGUCAAGUACAAGACUGCCCACUGCUCCUUCCUACUUGAAAUGGGACAAUUCUUCCAAGUGCAGGAUGACUACCUGGACUGCUUCGGAGACCCUGACGUGACCGGAAAGGUUGGAAUGGACAUCAAGGACGGAAAGUGUCCCUGACUGUCGGUCGUCGCACUGUAGUGGUGCACGCCAAAGCAGAGGAAUGUCAUGGCGGCGCUUUUAUGGAGUCUCCUGAGAGGAGGGUGACGCUGGCCUCAUCCGCAGGCGCUGCCAUUUAGAAUGCUUGUGAGAAAGCGACCCUGGCUCGAGUGGCAAUCACCGUAAAUCAGUGAAGGUGUCACUAUGGAGUCUCCUGAAAGGUGCUUCACCCUGGGACAAGGGCAGGCGCUACCAUAUUGAUGCUUCCUGUGAGAAUACUGAUAUCGUCUGUGAUGGGCAGGGGCAGACACUGCCAUGCAGAGAGACGUGAGUGAUGAGCUGGUGCCGUAAUUGAGAAUCCUGAAUAAAGAGUGACGCUAUGCGUGUUGUGGUGAAGUGCUAUAAUGCAGAGUGAUGCCAAGAAAGAAUUUGAAGUAUAGUCUAUAGUCAAAUACGUUAAAUACCAAAAUAAUCCUGGUAAAAUCACUGGAGAAAAUUUUAGUAAUGAUAAUUUUAUAAGCAUCUUUUAGAUUCAAAUUUGGUUUAUUACGGAUCUUUUAUGUACUGUUAAAUUUAAUCAUACUUGAACACUAAUAGUUGCAUCAACUGUAGAUGUCUUUCUAUGCGAUAAUAAAAUAUAUGGUUGUUAAUUGUGCAAUAGCUUUUAUGAAUGAAAACUUUGAACGUUCAAUUCCGAAAAUUUAAUAAAAUCUUUGUGCAAAUCAUCUACA